UAAUACAAGGCUUAUUUUUUGUCAUGUUAAUGUCGCAUUAAAGUAAGGGGCCUUACAUAAUAAGUUAUGUCACUACUCACUAGUAAAAAAUUCAACGAUCAUCUUUCUUCUUGACCGAGAAACUAAAGACUAUCCAACCAAUCCUUGCCACACUGAAAUUAAGUAAACCAGGUUAAAGAAUUAGUCAAACAAGUUCAUUCAAUGCAGUUUGCAUCACUACACAUCCAAUUCAGUGAAAGAACCAUGUUGGAAUUUGACUUCCAAAAGUCAACAAAUUGUUUGUCUUUUGCUUCUAAUUCAUCUCCUCAACACCUCUAUCUCAUUGCAUUAAUAACAAGUUGCAUCACAAACAAGAUACUAACUAGUACUAAUAAAGAGAAGAGAGGAGAGGAGAAGAGAAGAGUACAACAGAGGAAGGUUGAUGGGGAGGUUGAAGUUGAAUAGUGAUCCAACUCCAAAACUCAAGCACUUCAGUCAUCCACAUGAAUUAGAGCUAUGCAUCCAACUCCAGAAUAAUCCCACACCUUGUUCAGGAUGCAAACUACCAUCAUCACCCCAAAUGUACACAUGCAAGCCUUGCAAUUUUACCCUCCAUUUGAGCUGUACUCAGUUCCCAAAGCUGAUAAAUCACCCUGCUCAUCCAGACCACCCUCUGGCUCUCCUUCCGAGGUCUAAAUACCCCCGUGGCCUUUUCAAUUGUGAUGCCUGCAACCACCGCGGAGAUGGAUUCAGCUAUCACUGCAGAGACUGUGAAUAUGAUCUCCAUGUGAUCUGUGCAUCAAAACCCCUCAAAAUCACACAUCAAUUGCAUCAAUGCCAGCUGGAACUCACCUUCAAGAAUCCUUAUGCUGAUGCCAAAGGUUUCUCUUGUGAUGUAUGCCAGAAGAUUGGAGUUAAGCAGUGGCUUUAUAGAUGUGGCACUUGUGAUUUUGAUGUUCAUUUGGAUUGUUCAAAUUCUUCCCCAAAAUCAGCAGUUCAAGGGUCAACUAUCCUCCAGCACCACCAUUCAUUCCCUGGGGCAACAAGUUCACAUAACCAGUUCCAGCACCCUCCUAUGGUGGAAAAAAAGAGGCCUAACCAGUUGGUGCAAAGUGCAAGUUCAGGUGCAAUGGGAAACCAGCUCCCACAGACUCCCAUAUUAUCAGGACAAGCAAUGCCAAAUCAGUACACACAGGCCAGUCUGGGUACAGCCCAAGCAAGGCCAAACCCAUUACUCUAUAGUACAAGUACAGGUUCAAUCCCCCAGCACCAAUCCCUGCAACCUCCUCUAAUUCAAGGACUGGUUAGGCCUGAUCAAUACAUACAGUCUCCUGGGACAAACAAUGAUAUGAUGAAUGCUGCAUUUCAAGGACUUGUGGAAGUUGCAGCUCAGCAGGUUGGUCAAACGAUCAUGCAGGGAUUCGUAGGUGGUGGUAACAACAGUGAUGGGAAUGAAGGCUCUUCAAUUCUGAGAAGCAUUUUUGGUGACUCGUCACAGAACUAAACAUUUCAUACCCUUUCCAUUUCAAUAUUAUUAUCAGUUAAUGUAAAAUAGGCACAACUUAAGGUUAAAAUAGUAUCUUGGUAAACUACCACCCUAUUUUUCUUUUAGAUGCUUGGAAAUGCCAUUAUUAUGCUAUAUCCCUUGUCAUAAUCAUGAGCCAUGAACUCACAAUGCAAUACUAUCAAAAAAAAAAAUUACAUCUUGAUAAAUGCUUAUGAUUUAAUACUUGAUUAUCGAGGUUUUUUGUUCAAUAUUGACAAUCCAGUUGUGAUUAUCAAAAACUUGGGAAAAUCCAACAGAUCCACCGCCCUUCUCUUGGUGAGAUGACCAAACCUACCAUCUCUCAACGCCCAACUAAGGCGUUUGGAGUUACAGUGGUUGAAGAUUUGAAUUUAUUAAGAACAAACAUCAUUAUAUUCAUGCAUCUGGAUGAAGCGGUUGUCAGUAUGCCAACAAACAUCACCGCGUUCUGUAUUGUAUUAAAUGGUUUCACACUAUUCAGCGAUUAGUAUAUGGAUAUUGGCAUUAAAGAGAAGCAUUGACAUGGUAUUAAAUUCAGCCAACUCGUUUGCUAAAUAUUGGAGAACCAAAUGAAGAGGAGAGGGAGCAAAGGAUGUUCAUUAGUUACUGAUAUGUUUGCAUCCCACCUGGAGUGUCGUUCCAGGAAGUAGCUAUACUAUAUCUAACUAAAAUGAGAUUUGAGACUAUUAAAACCCAUAAGCAUCUUAUUCAAUAAUCUAAAAAUAAUGAAAAACACUAUCUGCAUACUAACCGACAACGGACAACAAUGAAACUUACACCAGAACUACAAAUCAAAAUCAAUGCUCUGGGAGCAAUAACAUUUGGGAAACAGGAUAUAUCCCUGUAUAACAACAACAACAACAACAUACCCAGUGUAAUCCCACAAGCGGGGCCUUGGGAGGGUAAUGUGUA
Solanum tuberosum (potato) is the source of this 2416-nucleotide messenger RNA. RefSeq lists its product as uncharacterized. The transcript has a single exon. The coding region runs from base 422 to 1483 and encodes 353 amino acids. NCBI's taxonomy places the organism in Eukaryota, Viridiplantae, Streptophyta, Magnoliopsida, Solanales, Solanaceae. The record is from RefSeq and is a predicted model, not a curated record.